Rubroshorea leprosula is the source of this 864-nucleotide messenger RNA. NCBI's taxonomy places the organism in Eukaryota, Viridiplantae, Streptophyta, Magnoliopsida, Malvales, Dipterocarpaceae. The record is from the annotation of a GenBank genome assembly.
AACCCCAAAGUGCUAGCAAGCAAAAACUCAAUUGUGUUAAAUUUUCUGAAAUAACUUGUGUUGUUUCAGAAAUCAGGAAAAUUAACAUGGGUAAUAGCUUGGGAAGGAAGAGGACGACCAAGGUGAUGAAGAUAAACGGGGAGACGUUCAAGCUUAAAACGCCGGUGAGAGCAGAGGAGGUGGUGAAGGACUAUCCAGGGCAUGUUUUAUUGGAGUCUGAGGCCGUUAAGCACUUUGGCAUUCGAGCGAAGCCAUUGCAGCCGCACCAGAACUUGGAGCCAAAGAGGCUUUACUUCUUGGUGGAGUUACCGGAGGUUCCCAAAGAGAGAGUUCCGAGGAGGGUUCGCUCGGAGAUAAAUAUGAGUGCUAAAGACAGGCUGGAGGGCUUGAUGUUGGCUAGGAGGUCGGUGUCGGAUCUCACAAUUAUGAAACAGGUGAGUGCAGCGUCAACCGAGGAGAAAUCAGCGGAGGGUGCAAUGAGGGUGAAGAUGAGGCUACCCAAGGCAGAGGUGCAGAGGUUGGUGAAAGAGAGCAGCAACGAGGCAGAGGCAGCGGAGAAGAUUGUGGAUCUUUACAUGGCAAACGGCGGCCGCAGCAGUACACCUCAAGCUCCGCAUUGGAAUGGUGGCCAAGGAAGAGUUCGGGGAAGUCCCAAGACUGGCACGUUUGACUCUAAUUGGAGCAAAACCCUAAAGUUACUACCCGUCUUCUAGUUGUUACAACGUUUCGUUUUUUCUGCCGAAGUAGUUAGCACGUUUUUUUUCUUUUUCUUAUUUUGGCUGCGAAGACCCUGGCAAAUAUUAUAUGUUGUUGCUUUUCUUUUUGUAUUUGUUUUUCUUUUUCGAAUAGAGUUCACAUUUCAUU